Messenger RNA from Acanthosepion pharaonis, 8460 nucleotides. The record is from the annotation of a GenBank genome assembly. NCBI's taxonomy places the organism in Eukaryota, Metazoa, Mollusca, Cephalopoda, Sepiida, Sepiidae.
AUGUUUCCUGUUAUAUUUUUAGCGCAAAACAUUUUUUUUCUUCGCUUCCCUUUUUAUAUCUUCUUUUUUAUCCUUUUUUCUUUCUUUCUUCACUUUCUCUAUUCUUUUCUUUUUCCUUACUUUUUCUAUAUCGUUCCUAUUUCACUAUUCCUUUCCUUUUUUCUCCCCCCCUCUAUCUCUAUUUCUUUUCAUUUUUUUUCCCCCCUCUCUCUCUCUCUUCUUUUCAUUUUCUUUUCCCUCCUCUCCUUUAUUUUUCUUUUCUUUUCUUCUCCCCCUCUCUUUUUUCUCUCUGUUUCUUUCAUUUUUCUUUCUUCAGUUUCUUUAUUUUCUUUUCUUUCUUUUUUCUUCAAUCUUUCUUUUUCUUUUUCUUUUUUUCCAUUUCUUUUUUUAUUUAAUCUUUUACUUUUCUUUCUUUUCUUAUCUUUUUUUUUUCGUUUCUUUUUUUCUUUUUCUUUUUUUCAUUUUUUUGAUUUUUUUUUUUUUUUCUUUUACUUUUCUUUCUUUCUCUUUUUUAACGUCUGUUUCAUUAUUCCCAUUUCUUGCUUUUUCUUUUUUCCUUUUUCUUUCUUUUCACGCCCUUUAGUUUUCUCUUUUUCUUUUUUCUUCUUUUACUUUUUUUUCUUUUUCUUUUUUUUAACGUCUGUUUUUAUUCCCAUUUUCUUGCUUUUUUCUCUUUUUUCUUUCUUCUUCACGCCCUUUUUUUCUCUUUUCUUUUUUUUUCUUUUUACCUAUUUUUUGUCUUUUCUUUUUUUUUCUCUUUUUUACUUUUUUCUCUUUUUUUUUUCUUUUUUUUCUUUCUUUCUCUCUUUUUUUAACGUCUGUUUCAUUAUUCCCAUUUUCUUGCUUUUUCUCUUUUUUCCCUUUUCUUUCUUCUUCACGCCCUUUAGUUUUUCUCUUUUCUUUUUUCUCUCUGUUACUUUUCUUUCUUUCUCUCUUUUUUUAACGUCUUUUUUCUCUUUUUUUUUUCUCUCUUUUACUUUUCUUUCUUUCUCUCUCUUUUUUUUAACGUCUGUUUCAUUAUUCCCAUUUUCUUGCUUUUCUCUUUUUUCCCCUUUUCUUUCUUCUUCACGCCCUUUAGUUUUUUUCUCUUUUCUUUUUUUCUCUCUUUUACUUUUUUUCUUUCUCUCUCUUUUUUUAACGUCUGUUUCAUUAUUCCCAUUUUCUUGCUAUUUCUCUUUUUUUCAUUUUCUUUCUUCUUCACGCCCUUUAGUUUUUCUCUUUUCUUUUUUCCUUUUACUUUUUCUUUUCUUUCUCUUUUUUAACGUCUGUUUCAUUAUUCCCAUUUUCUUGCUUUUUCUCUUUUUCCCUUUUCUUUUCUUCUUCACGCCCUUUAGUUUUCUCUUUUUUUUUUCUCUCUGUUACUUUUCUUUCUUUCUCUCUUUUUUAACGUCUGUUUCAUUAUUCCCAUUUUCUUGCUUUUCUCUUUUUCCCUUUUCUUUCUUCUUCACGCCCUUUAGUUUUUCUCUUUUCUUUUUUCUCUCUGUUACUUUUCUUUCUUUCUCUCUUUUUUUAACGUCUGUUUCAUUAUUCCCAUUUUCUUGCUUUUUCUCUUUUUUCCCUUUUCUUUCUUCUUCACGCCCUUUAGUUUUUCUCUUUUCUUUUUUCUCUCUGUUACUUUUUCUUUCUUUUUUCUCUGUUUCAUUUUUUAACUUUUUCUUUUCUUUUUUCUUUUUCUUCCAUUUUUCUUUUUUUCUUUUUCCCUUUUUUUUCUCUUUUCUUUAUUCCCAUUUCUUUUUUUCUUUUUUUUUUCUUUUUCUUUCUUUUUUAACGUCUUUUUUAUUUUUUUUCUUUUUUCUUUUUUCUCUCUGUUUCUUUUUCUUUCUUUUAGUUUUUUUUCGUCUGUUUUUCUUAUUCCCUUUUCUUUUUUCUUUUUUUAACGUCUCUUUUUCCCUUUUCUUGCUUUUCUCUUUUCUUUUCUUUCUUCUUCACGCCCUUUUUUUUUUUUCUUUUUUUCUCUCUGUUACUUUUCUUUCUUUCUCUCUUUUUUUAACGUCUUUUUUCUCUUUUCUUUUUUCUCUCUGUUACUUUUCUUUCUUUCUCUCUUUUUUUAACGUCUGUUUCAUUAUUCCCAUUUUCUUGCUUUUUCUCUUUUUUCCCUUUUCUUUCUUCUUCACGCCCUUUAGUUUUUCUCUUUUCUUUUUUCUUCCUUUUACUUUUCUUUCUUUCUCUCUUUUUUUAACUUUUUCUCUUUUCUUUUUUCUCUCUGUUACUUUUCUUUCUUUCUCUCUUUUUUUAACGUCUGUUUCAUUAUUCCCAUUUUCUUGCUUUUUCUCUUUUUUCCUUUUCUUUCUUCUUCCGCCCUUUUCUUUUUUCUCUUUCUUUUUUUCUCUCUUUUUACGUUUUUUUCUUUCUUUCUUUUUUUUAACUUUUUUUCCCUUUUCUUUCUUAUUCCCUUUUUUUUUUUCUUGCUUUUUCUCUUUUCUUUUUUUCUUUCUUCUUUUUUUCGUCCCUUUAUUAUUUUUUUCUCUUUUCUCUUUUUUUCUUCUUCUGUUUAGUUUUUCUUUUCUUUCUCUCUCUUUUUUUAACUUUCUCUCUUUUUUUCCUGUUUCUUCCCAUUUUUUUGCUUUUUCUUUUUCCCUUUCUUUCUUCUUCACGCCCUUUAGUUUUUUCUUUUCUUUUUCUCUCUGUUACUUUUCUUUCUUUCUCUCUUUUUUUAACGUCUGUUUCAUUAUUCCCAUUUUCUUGCUUUUCUCUUUUCCCUUUUCUUUCUUCUUCACGCCCUUUUUUUUUCUCUUUCUUUUUUCUCUCUUUUUACUUUUCUUUCUUUUUCUCUUUUUUUUAACUUUUUCUCUUUUCUUUUUUCUCUCUGUUACUUUUCUUUCUUUCUCUCUUUUUUUAACGUCAGUUUCAUUAUUCCCAUUUUCUUGCUUUUUCUCUUUUUUCCCUUUUCUUUCUUCUUCACGCCCUUUAGUUUUUCUCUUUUCUUUUUUCUUCCUUUUACUUUUCUUUCUUUCUCUCUUUUUUAACGUCAGUUUCCUUAUUCCCAUUUUCUUGCUUUUUCUCUUUUUCCCUUUUCUUUCUUCUUCACGCCCUUUAGUUUUUCUCUUUUCUUUUCUCUCUUUUACUUUUCUUUCUUUUCUCUCUUUUUUAACUUUUUCUUUUUCCUUUUUCUCUUCUUUACUUUUCUUUUCUUUCUCUCUUUUUUUAACGUCUGUUUCAUUAUUCCCAUUUUCUUGCUUUUUCUUUUUUCCCUUUUUUUCUUUCUUCUUCGCCCUUUAUUUUUAUCUUUUUCUUCCUUUAUUUUUUUUUCUUUUUUUCUCUUUUUCCUUUUUUUCUUUCUUCUUCACGCCUUUAGUUUUUUCUCUUUUCUUUUUUCUCUCUUUUACUUUUCUUUUCUUUUCUCUCUUUUUUAACGUCUUUUUUCUCUUUUCUUUUUCUCUCUGUUACUUUUUUCUUUCUCUCUUUUUUUUAACGUCUGUUUCAUUAUUCCCAUUUUCUUGCUUUUUCUCUUUUCCUUUUCUUUCUUCUUCGCCCUUUAGUUUUUCUUUUUCUUUUUUUUCCUUUUACUUUUCUUUUCUUUCUCUCUUUUUUAACGUCUGUUUCAUUAUUCCCAUUUUUCUUGCUUUUCUCUUUUUUCCCUUUUCUUUCUUCUUCACGCCCUUUUCUUUUUUUUCUUUUUUUUUUUUCUCUGUUACUUUUUCUUUCUUUCUCUCUUUUUUUUUAACGUCUGUUUCAUUAUUCCCAUUUUCUUGCUUUUUCUCUUUUUUCCCUUUUCUUUCUUCUUCACGCCCUUUAGUGUUUCUCUUUUGUUUUUCUCUCUGUUACUUUUCUUUCUUUCUCUCUUUUUUUAACUUUUUUCUCUUUUCUUUUUUCUCUCUUUUACUUUUCUUUCUUUUCUCUCUUUUUUUAACGUCUGUUUCAUUAUUCCCCUUUUUCUUGCUUUUCUCUUUUUUCCCUUUUCUUUCUUCUUCACGCCCUUUAGUUUUUCUCUUUUCUUUUUUCUUCUUUUACUUUUCUUUUCUUUCUCUCUUUUUUAACGUCUGUUUCAUUAUUCCCAUUUUCUUGCUUUUUCUCUUUUUCCCUUUUUUUUUCUUCACGCCUUUUAGUUUUUCUUUUCUUUCUUUUUCUUUCUUUUUUUCUCUUUUUUUCCUUUUUUCUUUUUCUCUUUUUUUUAACGUCUUGCCCUUUAGUUUUUUUUUAUUCCCUUUUUUCUUUCUUUUCUCUUUUUUUUUCUCUUUUUCCCUUUUCUUUCUUCUUUUUCUUUUUUUUCCCUUUAGUUUUUUUUUCUUUUUCUUUUCUCUUUUCUCUUUUCUUUUCUUUCUCUCUUUUUUUAACGUCUGUUUCAUUAUUCCCAUUUUCUUGCUUUUCUCUUUUUUCCCUUUUCUUUCUUCUUCACGCCCUUUAGUUUUUUCUUUUCUUUUUCUUCUUUUACUUUUCUUUCUUUCUCUCUUUUUUUUAACGUCUGUUUCAUUAUUCCCAUUUUCUUGCUUUUCUCUUUUUUCCUUUUCUUUCUUCUUCACGCCCUUUAGUUUUUCUUUUUUCUUUUUCUUCUUUUACUUUUCUUUCUUUCUCUCUUUUUUUUUAACGUCUGUUUCAUUAUUCCCAUUUUCUUAUUUUUUCUCUUUUUCCCUUUUCUUUCUUCUUCCCGCCUUUUAUUUUUCUCUUUUUCUUUUUUCUCUCUUUACUUUUUCUUUCUUUCUCUUUUUAACGUCUGUUUAUUAUUCCCAUUUUCUUGCUUUUUCUUUUCCUUUUCUUUCUUCUUCACGCCCUUUAGUUUUUCUCUUUUCUUUUUUCUUCCUUUACUUUUCUUUUCUUUCUCUCUUUUUUAACGUCUGUUUCAUUAUUCCCAUUUUCUUGCCUUUUCUCUUUUUUCCCUUUUCUUUCUUCUUAACGCCCUUUAGUUUUUCUCUUUUCUUUUUUUUCUCUCUCUGUUACUUUUCUUUCUUUCUCUCUUUUUUAACGUCUGUUUCAUUAUUCCCAUUUUCUUGCUUUUCUCUUUUUUCCCUUUCUUUUCUUCUUCGCCCUUUAGUUUUUCUCUUUCUUUUUUCUCUCUUUUUACUUUUCUUUCUUUUCUCUUUUUUUUUUUCUGUUUUCAUUAUUUUCUUGCUUUUUCUUUCCUCUUUUCUUUCUUUUUUUCUUUUUCCUUUUUCUUUCUUCUUCACGCCUUUAGUUUUCUCUUUUCUUUUUCUCUCUGUUACUUUUCUUUCUUUUCUCUUUUUUAACGUCUUUUUUCUCUUUUCUUUUUUUCUCUGUUACUUUUCUUUCUUUCUCUCUUUUUUUAACGUCUGUUUCAUUAUUCCCAUUUUCUUGCUUUUUCUCUUUUUUCCCUUUUCUUUCUUCUUCACGCCCUUUAGUUUUUCUCUUUUCUUUUUUCUUCCUUUUACUUUUCUUUCUUUCUCUCUUUUUUUAACGUCUGUUUCCUUAUUCCCAUUUUCUUGCUUUUUUCUCUUUUUUCCCUUUUCUUUCUUCUUCACGCCCUUUAGUUUUUCUCUUUUCUUUUUUCUCUCUGUUACUUUUCUUUCUUUCUCUCUUUUUUUAACGUCUUUUUUUCUUUCUUUUUUUUUUUUUCCUUUUAUUCCCAUUUUUCUUUCUUUCUCUUUUUUUUUAACGUCUUUUUCAUUCUUUUUCCCAUUUUCUUGCUUUUUCUUUUUUCUCUUUUUUUUAUUUCUUCUUUUCCCUUUUUUUUUCUCUUUUCUUUUUUUCUCUCCUUUUAUUUUUCUUUUUCUCUUUUUUUUAACGUCUUUUUUUCUCUUUUCUUUUUUCUUCCUUUUACUUUUCUUUCUUUCUCUUUUUUUAACGUCUGUUUCAUUAUUCCCAUUUUUCUUGCUUUUUCUCUUUUUUCCCUUUUCUUUUCUUCUUCACGCCCUUUUUUUUUUCUUUUCUUUUUCUCUCCUUUUACUUUUUUCUUUCUUUUCUCUUUUUUUUAACGUCUGUUUCAUUAUUCCCAUUUUCUUGCUAUUUCUUUUUUUUCCUUUUCUUUCUUCUUCACGCCCUUUAGUUUUUCUCUUUUCUUUUUUCUCUCUUUUUUCUUUUUUCUUUUUUUUUCUCUAUUUCAUUUUCUUUCUUUCUCUCUUUUUUUUAACGUCUGUUUUCCUUCUUUUUCCCAUUUCUUGCUUUUCUCUUUUUUUUCUUUUCAUUUUCUUCCGCCCUUUUUCCUUUUUUUCUCUUUUCUUUUUUCUUCCUUUUACUUUUCUUUCUUUCUCUCUUUUUUUAACGUCUGUUUUUUAUUCCCAUUUUCUUGCUUUUCUCUUUUUUUCCUUUUCUUUUUUCACGCCCUUUAGUUUUUCUCUUUCCUUUUUUCUCUCUGUUACUUUUCUUUCUUUCUCUCUUUUUUUAACGUCUGUUUCAUUAUUCCCAUUUUCUUGCUUUUUCUCUUUUUUCCUUUUCUUUCUUCUUUCGCCCUUUAGUUUUUCUUUUUCUUUUUCUCUCUGUUACUUUUCUUUCUUUCUCUCUUUUUUUAACGUCUGUUUCAUUAUUCCCAUUUUCUUGCUUUUUCUCUUUUUUCCCUUUUCUUUCUUCUUCACGCCCUUUAGUUUUUCUCUUUUCUUUUUUCUUCCUUUUACUUUUCUUUCUUUCUCUCUUUUUUUAACUUUUUCUCUUUUCUUUUUUCUCUCUGUUACUUUUCUUUCUUUUCUCUUUUUUUUAACGUCUGUUUCAUUAUUCCCAUUUUCUUGCUUUUUCUUUUUUCCUUUUCUUUUCUUCUUCCGCCCUUUUUUUUUUUUUCUUUUUCUCUCUGUUACUUUUCUUUUCUUUCUCUCUUUUUUUAACGUCUGUUUCAUUAUUCCCAUUUUCUUUUUUUUUCUUUUUUCUUUUUUCUUCUUCGCCCUUUCAGUUUUCUCUUUUCUUUUUUUUCCCUUUUACUUUUUCUUUCUUUUCUCUUUUUUUUUUUCUCGUCUGUUUCGUAUUCCCAUUUUCUUUUUUUCUCUUUUUUUUUCAAUUUUUUUGCCUUUCUUUUUUCCUUUUUUUUUUCUUUCUUUUUUUUCUCUCUUUUUUAACUUUCUUUUUCUUUUUUUAACGUCUUUUUUUUCUUCCCUUUUCUUCUUUUUCUCUUUUUCCUUUCUUUCUUCUUCACGCCCUUUAGUUUUUCUCUUUUCUUUUUUUCUCUUUUUACUUUUCUUUUUUUUCUCUUUUUUUAACUUUUUUCUCUUUUCUUUUUUCUUCCUUUUUUACUUUUCUUUCUUUCUCUCUUUUUUUAACGUCUGUUUCAUUAUUCCCAUUUUCUUGCUUUUUCUCUUUUUCCCUUUUCUUUCUUCUUCACGCCCUUUUUUUUUUCUCUUUUCUUUUUUCUCUCUGUUACUUUUCUUUCUUUCUCUCUUUUUUUUUAACGUCUGUUUUCCUUAUUCCCAUUUUCUUGCUUUUCUCUUUUUCCUUUUCUUUCUUCUUCCGCCCUUUAGUUUUUUCUCUUUUCUUUUUUUUCUCUCUUUUACUUUUCUUUCUUUUUCUCUUUUUUUUUUUCUUUUUCUUUUUCUUCUUUUUUUUUUCUUUCUUUUUCUCUUUUUUUUUCUUUUUUCCUUUUCAUUUUCUUCUUCUUCACGCUUUCCUUUAGUUUUUUCUCUUUUUUUUUUUCUCUCUGUUACUUUUCUUUCUUUCUCUUUUUUUUUUUUAACGUCUGUUUCAUUAUUCCCAUUUUCUUGCUUUUCUCUUUUUCCCUUUUCUUUCUUCUUCACGCCCUUUAGUUUUUCUCUUUUCUUUUUUUCUCUCUGUUACUUUUCUUUCUUUCUCUCUUUUUUUAACGUCUGUUUCAUUAUUCCCAUUUUCUUGCUUUUCUCUUUUUUCCCUUUUCUUUCUUCUUCACGCCCUUUAGUUUUUCUCUUUUCUUUUUUCUCUCUGUUACUUUUUCUUUCUUUUCUCUCUUUUUUAACUUUUUCUCUUUUUUUUUUCUCUCUGUUACUUUUCUUUCUUUCUUUCUCUCUUUUUUCUGAUUUAUUCCCAUUUUCUUGCUUUUUCUUUUUUUUUCCUUUUCUUUCUUCUUCACGCCCUUUAGUUUUUUCUCUUUUCUUUUUCUCAUCCUGUUACUUUUCUUUCUUUCUCUCUUUUUUAACGUCUUUUUUCUCUUUUCUUUUUUCUUCCUUUUACUUUUCUUUCUUUCUCUCUUUUUUUAACGUCUGUUUCAUUAUUCCCAUUUUCUUGCUUUUUCUCUUUUUCCCUUUUCUUUCUUCUUCACGCCCUUUAUUUUUUUCUUCCCAUUUUCUUCCCUUUUCUCUUUUUUUUUUUCUCUUUUUUUUCCCUUUAGUUUUUCUCUUUUCUUUUUCUUUCUUUUACUUUUCUUUCUUUUCUCUUUUUUUUAACGUCUGUUUCUUUAUUCCCAUUUCUUUGCUUUUCUCUUUUUUCCUUUUCUUUUCUUUCUUCUCCCUUUCUUUUUCUCUUUGCUUCUUUUUCUUUUCUUUCUUUCUCUUUUUUUUAACGUCUGUUUAUUUUCCCCAUUUUUUUUUCUUUCUUCUUUUCUCUCUCUGUUUCUUUUCUUUCUCUCUUAUACUUUUCUCUCUUUCUAUAUUUUUGUCUCUUUGUUUCUCGAAGUAA